This is a messenger RNA of Akanthomyces muscarius, 483 nucleotides long. RefSeq lists its product as uncharacterized. The record is from RefSeq and is a predicted model, not a curated record. The transcript has 5 exons. The coding region runs from base 1 to 483 and encodes 160 amino acids. Lineage: Eukaryota; Fungi; Ascomycota; Sordariomycetes; Hypocreales; Cordycipitaceae.
AUGAUGUCAUUAUCUGGUAUUUCAGACGUAAGGAAUCCUUUCCAGACAAGCCGCAGGUGGCCCCACGGCGCUGAUCGUACACAUUCCAUCUACAUUGAAACUUCUACCAACGGCAAUUUUCGGCAUCUGCGCCAAAAUUUAUUUCUACUUCACUUGAAGCCACUUCUCGCCUUUCAUUGCCUGCCUAACAAGAAAGGAAUAUUCAACACAACUUCAAUAUUGGCCUUAUUUUACAACCCAAUUUCAAGCAUCAUGAAGCUCUGCUACGUCACUCUUUUCUGCUCCCUGUCGGCUGCGCUGGCAGCCGCAACCGUCAACACCACAGAGGCUGUUGAAGGUGGCGUAACGGCUGAUCUUAAAGAAUCACAUUCGAAAAUGAUAAACAUGCAACAGGAAAAUAUCGUUACUGAAAGCUGUCCGUUGCGCGACAUGCACCGCCUGGCUCACGCUGCUCUCGCGCUAGUAGUUCCGAGCGGCAGAUAG